Eurytemora carolleeae is the source of this 1096-nucleotide messenger RNA. RefSeq lists its product as uncharacterized. Bases 1 to 453 code for a protein of 150 amino acids. NCBI's taxonomy places the organism in Eukaryota, Metazoa, Arthropoda, Copepoda, Calanoida, Temoridae. The transcript is spliced from 8 exons. The record is from RefSeq and is a predicted model, not a curated record.
AUGUGGGAGGGGGAGGAGGGAGAUGUACUGCAAGAGAGUACAACAGGACAUCAGGAUGAUAUUAUCAACUUAGAACAAAGGGUGUCCCUUUACAGUUAUGAAGACUAUAUUCACGAAUUUCUUGAUGAAAAAUCCGAAGAUGAAUUGUAUAACGAGGAUUCAAGAAUAGAGGCUGAUUCCCAGGUUCUUGAGGGAGGGGAGUAUGAGGUUGGAAAUAUGUUAAGAAAACCAACAUUAUCAAUACGCUUUCAUCUACCAAAGGAGGAUAAAAGAACUAUCGACUUAAACUGCUUGGAAGACACGAUGUACCUGUACUCCCAUCAGUACAAAUCCCGAGUUUUCCUCCCAGCUCAGGUGUCCAAAAAGAAACCAAAACUAGAAUGGGAUGAAAACUCAAGUGCACUCAGGGUAACCCUGGAUGUGGCAACAAACAGUGCAGUUUUGAACUUUUAAUAGAUUAAAAAUGUGAAAAAUUAUGAAUACCUGAGACAAAGAAUAAUAUGAAUAAUGGAAUAUAAAGACGACAUCUCACCAAUCUGAUAUGUGUAUUUCAAUUUAGAAUAAAGAAAAGUUGAUGCAAUCCUGUUUGAACUACCGCCGUUUGAACUACUUGUUCAUUUGAACUAUUGUUCAUUUGAACUACUGCACCUGGUACCAUCACAUGAGUAGUUCAAACAACCAAUAGUACAGACGAGUUUGUUUCAUGCUUAUUUGAACUAUUUUUUAUUUUAUUUGAAAAGGCGAUAAAAUACAUAUCAAUAUUUAUUGAGGAAUAGGAAUGACAAAUUAUUUGCUAAUAAAAAAAAUAACAACAAUAUUAAGAGACUUGCAUUUUUUUAUCCUAAAAAGUUUUCUUCUAGUCAGCUUAAUUAUUAAGAAUAUUUGUAAAUAUCUGUGUUUUCCUUAUUUGAUUCUAACAGUUGCCUAAAAACAACUUUUCAAGUGAAAUGGGUCUGUUUACACUGCACAAUUUCUGUUUUUCAUGUUCAACGGACUAUUUAGUCAAAUCUUAAAUCAAUGAGUCGUCUUUCUAUUCCACAGUUUUUUUAGUUUCACUGUUCAAUAAAAGAAUCACAAUAAAGAAAAGACUUCAAUA